UUUAAAACUAUGGGCAUAAGAAAAAUGCAACAUUAAAAUAUGAAAAACAGCGUUAUUAUUAUAAUUAUUAUUUUAUUUUACAGCUGGUGCUAGUUUGAGAUUAGUUGGUGGGCCGAGUCCUACCGAGGGUAUUCUACAGAUAUUCAUUGGGGGGUCCUGGGGUACCAUCUGUCAGAGAGGGUGGGGCAAGAAAUCAGCUGAUGUCGCCUGCCGGCUCUUAGGCUACACACGCUCUGUUGAAACUGUUAACGGCUUUAAGUAUUUGAGUCCAGAGGUUGGGUCUUUACCAAUAUGGCUUGAUGAAGUAAAAUGUAAUGGAGACGAGAGGUCGUUGUUGGAUUGUCCCCGUGGGCCAAUAGGAACACAUGCUUGUGGACAUGGUAGUGACAUUGGACUAAUCUGUACAAGUAUACCCAAUUAUCCCGUAAGACUGGUUUCCAAUCCCAGUAAUGCAAGUAAUGGUGUUGUUCAGAUAUAUCACGAAAAUACUUGGGGAUCAGUUUGUAAUGCUACCCUGUUCACUCCUAAUGAUGCUAGAGUAGUCUGUGGUAGUUUAGGAUUCACACUAGGACCUGAUUGCCCUAGUGGUACUUGCGCUAGUAAUACAGACUCUUCACCUUCUCUCAUUCCUGUCUGGUCGAGUUCUAUGAAUUGUGGUGGGUCUUCAGCCAGCGUCAGUGACUGUGGGGUUGUGUUUGGAACCCAUUCUUGUGUCCAUCAUACUCAAGAUGUGAAUGUCCGUUGUAUCUCUCACAACUAUCCCGUAAGACUCUCCGGAGGCUUCAACUCAUCCGAGGGCCGUCUUGAGGUUUUUGUCUCUUCUCGCUGGACCCCAGUCUGCCAUAAGAACUUUGACAGCAACGACGCGUACGUGGUAUGCUCUCAGCUAGGAUACAAAGGAGUGGAAGAGAUAGUGGAGGAGAGUGUGUUUGGGAGUGAUGGUAUAUUCUUGUUGAGUGAUGUUCAGUGUAAUGGUACUGAGGAUAGUCUCUCUCAGUGUGGCUUUAAAGUUAAUACUGUCAAUGGAUUUGAGGAUUGCACGUCAGUGGGGAUCAGAUGCACAACAAGGUCUCCAAAUGGGUUGAGACCCAUCAGAUUAGUGGGAGGGGCUGGUGCCGGAAGACUUGAAGUAUACAAUGGAAGUUCCUGGGGAUCGGUCUGUAACCUUGACUGGUCCGUAGAAGACUCAAAAACUGUUUGUAGAGACCUUGGAUAUUCCGUGGAGCCACUCCCCAUUACUGUAGAUUAUCGUAGUUUUGGUAGAGGAGGUGGUCCUAUCAAGAUUUCCAGAAUCAGCUGUAAAGGGAACGAGAGUCAUUUCAGGGACUGCUUGUUUGCAAGUAAUGUUAGUGGGUGUGGUCAUGAUAAUGAUGUAGCAGUUGUAUGUCAAGGUUCAGAGUCAUGCACUGAUUUUAGUCUCAGGUUAGUGGGCGGAGCCAGUGAUCUGAUUGGACGACUAGAAAUGUGUUACCGAGGUCACUGGGGUACGGUCUGCGGUGACUCCACAGGAUCCUCCUCCUCUUCAAUAGCAUCUGUGUCCUGCCGUCAGUUAGGGUACUCACCCACUGAAGGGAGGGUAUUACCUUAUGAUGAGUUUUAUGAAAAGAGGCAAGGUGUCAUAUGGUUGGGCGGAGUCAGUUGCCGUGGAAACGAGAGCAGGUUGAUCGAUUGCUCUCACUUGCCAGUUGGUAGAUUGAGUGAUGGUUGCUCGGGACAUUUUCAAGAUAUGAUACUACAGUGUCAAGCUUCUACAGAGUUUAAGAUUCGUGUGAGAGGCAACCAGAACUCUUUCAUUACAUCAGGUAGAGGUAGAGUUGAAGUCCAGUAUAAUGGAUUAUGGGGUACUGUCUGUGAUACCCAAUGGGAUCUUAACGCUGCUACUGUCGUAUGUAGAGAAAUGGGAUGGGGGAGAGCAGUAAGGCCUUCGUUUGCUUCCGAGUUCGGACAAACUUGGGGACCGAUCUGGAUGGAUUUUGUGCGAUGCCGUGGUGACGAGACAUCACUUGAGAAGUGUGGCCAUACAGGAUGGGGUCUGGUUAGUUCCUGUACUCACCGUAAUGACGCUGGAGUGGUAUGCACAAAUUCUACAGGGGCUGUAUCAAUAUCAGUUCAGCUCAGUGGUGGUGUUGUAUCAGUGCAGUAUAAUGGUGAAUGGGGACUAGUGUGUUAUGAUGGUUGGGAUUACAGGGAUGCUACUGUUGCAUGCAAAGAACUAGGUUAUGAAUCAGUGUAUUCUAUUGGAUCUUCUCCUCAUCGACCAAACGUCUCACCGAAUCCUCCAACUGUCUGGUUAUCUAAAAUACACUGUCAAGGAAAUGAGUCCAGUUUAUCUCAGUGCAUCUAUGGGUGGGGCUCUUUUAACUGCUCAUCACACGAAGGAUACGCUACUCUAUCUUGCUCCAAUAGCGAUCCUUCUUCAUUGCCAAUAGCAACUAGACUAGCCAAUGGUACCUCUGCUAGUAAUGGUAUCAUCAGUAUACGAUAUGGUGGAGUAUGGGGGCGUGUAUGCUCCUCCCACUGGACAAUAAGAGACGCUAAUAUAGUCUGUAGGGGGCUGGGGUACAGUCGAGCAAAGGGUCUGAAAAUAUUGGAUGUUUCAUAUUCAAACUUGGACCCUAUUUGGAUGGAUAACGUCCAAUGCAUUGGGAACGAGAAUCACUUGCAAGACUGUUAUUUUGAUGGGUGGGGUCACCACACCCACCAGACCACAUGUAAAAGCAUGUUUGUGUCGUGCAAAAACGAAAACUUUGACCUAAAACUCUACAAUCGUCAGAAUGACAAUAGUGGUCUCCUUCAGGUAUACUACAGUGGUGGGUGGGGUUUUGUGUGUGAUUCUGAUUGGUCGCUUCAUAAUUCACACGUUGCAUGCAAGCAGUUAGGAUUUGGAAGUGCUGAGUCAUCAUAUACAUUAUCAACGCCCCCCGUGAGGGGUCUGGUGUUGAUGGAUGUUGUAAAAUGUACCGGAGCUGAAAGCCGAUUCGUUGACUGUCCGUUCAAAGGGUGGGGCUAUGCUCGGGCUCGUUGCAACGGGAGUAAUUAUGUGGGCGCUGUCUGCAGUAACCAUGGUAACAGCGAAAUGAACUUGAGAUUGAUUGGCAGUGAUAGUGAGACGAAGGGUCUGGUGCAGGUUCAAUAUUCGGGACGCUGGGGUUACGUGUGUGGAAACUAUUGGGGGGAUUUUGAAGCUAAAGUGAUAUGCAAUCAGUUAGGACUAUAUCCUCCACCAGUUGGUUACAGUUCAGUCUCAUUCACUGCAUACAGACCUGAGCCCAGUGAUACAGUCUGGCUGGAUAAUGUACAGUGUAGCGGAGGAGAGGAGAGGUUCAGUGAGUGCCAUCAUGAUGAGAUAGGGACCCACUCUUGCUCUGUCUCAUCUCCUGUUGGAGCUGUUGAUUGCAAUUAUAAAGAUCCGAAUCAGUUCUCAGUUAGGUUGGUAGGUGGGGCUAGUCCUAAUGAGGGGCGUGUCCAGGUGUAUUACAAUGGUUGGAAGUCAGUCUGUGGAAGUGGGUGGGGUUUCCGUGAUGCUCGCGUGGUCUGUCGUCAGUUAGGAUAUGGAGACGCCCUCAAUGUUCCCACGUCUUCCUUAUAUGGUAUUAGGAGACCUGACGAAUUGAGCAUAAUGGAUAAUGUUCAGUGUUCUGGGGAAGAGUCCUUGUUGAAGAACUGUGACCAUACCUUUGGAAACCUUGAGUGUUCAGUGACUAAUGUCGCUAGUGCUAUCUGUACUGAUGUAUCUCAUCCAGUUGUUACUACAGUCAGACUAAACCCCUCCUCCUCUCCUUCUACUGGUACUGUACAAGUACUAUACAAUGGAUCAUGGGGUUCUGUGUGCUCCAAUGGCUGGGACAUCAAUGAUGCACAUGUAGCGUGUCGUCAGUUAGGAUACCCUAGUGCCGUUAGGACUGGUCUCUCUGUACUUUUCUCUCUCGAACCAGUGUCAGACAGUCCGAUAUGGUUAAGUGGUGUUAAUUGUGAAGGGACUGAGAGUUCUAUAGGACAGUGUCUAAUUGAGAGAGGGUGGGGUGAUGUUGGUUCUGGUUGUACCCAUUCAUUUGAUGUUGCUGUAGAAUGCACUGAACCUAAAAGUUCAAAUCUCUCCAUUCGACUGAUAUCCGGUGGUGUUCCUUACAAAGGACGUAUCCAAGUGUUAAUGAAUGGGACGUGGGCUGGGGUUUGUGGAGAUAAGUUUAGAGCAACCAAUGGAAAUGUAGUCUGUAGACAGUUGGGAUACUCCAGGAGCUUGAUUGCUUUUAAUGGCUCUGAACACUAUUCCAGUUUCUUACCUGAUGAACUGGUUUUGUUAUCUGGUUUGAACUGCAUCGGAACUGAGGGGAGCCUCAUAGACUGUCCUACUACAGUAUCAACACUGAUCAGUGAAGGGGAGUGUAAAGUUGGGCCUGCUAAUGUCAUCUGUGAUGUUGCUCCUCAAAUCCCAACUCCUCCUAAUUCAACUCGUCUUGUUGAUGUCAGCCUGUCAGGAUACAAGGGAAAGCUUUUUGUUUAUGACGGCAGUACUUGGGGUACUGUCUGUGAUGAUUUCAUUUUCACAAAGCCUGUAAUUGGUAAAGUUGUAUGCCGGAGUAUUGGAUAUGCUGGACCUACCCAAAUCUUUGGUGAAUCUGAUGGACUUUACCCUAAUGAGUUUAGCAUCACUGAUCCCAUUCAUCUUGAUGAUGUUCAAUGCAAUGGUAACGAGAGGAGCAUAUUUGAUUGUCCUCAUACAACUGAAACUGCUGGCUGUGAGCAUGCUGAAGAUGUUUCAAUUGAAUGCAGUAGCAUACGUCUUGAUUCUGUUAGAGCAAGACUGACUGAUAUCAGAUCAGGUAUUGUUGAGGUACUUUAUGGAGACCAAUGGAGCUAUGUAUGUGUAACUAAUAAUGAUUGGAGUUUACCUGAGGCUAAUGUUGUAUGCAGAGAGCUAGGAUAUACUGGGGCUAGCAGUGCUUAUACUACUAGUGAAUAUGAAAUCCAGCCAGGUGCUUUGAUUGAUGGUGUUAAUUGUACUGGAAAUGAGACACGACUCUCUCACUGUAUCAUCAAUGAAUGGAAUGUAACUAAGGACUGUUCUUCAUUUGCCGGUGCAGAAUGUAUAGUUACAAUGGAUUCAGUGAGGCUAGUCGGUGGUGUUUCCUCCAAUGAAGGACGAGUUGAGAUACUUCGUAAUGGAGUUUCAAGCAGCGUCUGUGAUGAAGGAUGGGGUCUACCAGACGCUGAGGUUAUCUGUCGUGUACUUGGAUACCCAAGGGCCAGCCGGACAUUAGCAGGUUCUUGGUUUGGUAAAGGAGAAGGAGCAGUAUGGUCUGGUGUAGAUUGUACUGGUAAUGAAGCUAGUUUGUCAUUUUGUCCAAAUAAUACUGGCAGCACUAGCAGUGCCUGUAACUCACACUCUAAUGAUGCCAGUGUGGUCUGCUCAUCAAGUUCCUCAGUAUCUCAGACGUUCUUAUGUGCCGAUGGUGAUGUAAGACUCACUAAAAACGGGAUGAUACUUGAAGGACAGAGUCAGGGACGAUUAGAGAUAUGUGUUGGCGGAGAAUGGGGGCGGGUCUGCAUUGGUGGGUGGGGCUAUGAGGAGGCUGCUCUGGUGUGUCGUCAGUUAGGAUUCAGAGUUGAAGGUGCAUCAAGGAUUUCUAGUUCUCAGUUUGGUUUUGGUUAUCGUCCUAUUUUGAUUGAUACCCUACAGUGCACUGGCCUGGAGUCCUCCCUCCUGCAAUGUGGCCACACCCUCCUGGCACCCGGCACUUACGACCAAUCAUGUGACAGCACUCAAGAUGUUGCUGUCUCCUGUCAAACCGUUGUGAGUUCUCCAGUUCGAAUACGUCUCGUGGGUGGUAACGUAGAGUGGGCGGGACGAGUUGAAAUCCACUUACCAGAUAAUGCGAUGUGGGGGCGUGUGUGUGAUGAUGGGUGGAGCCUGGCUAGUGCUCGUGUGGUUUGCCGUCAGUUAGGGUAUGGAUAUGCCAUAGGAGCCACCAUUGGGACUACCUUUGGAAGAGGUAGUCGAUCGCUCGGUUAUGGUAGGGUAACAUGUGUCGGGCUUGAGUCUGGCCUCUCCAACUGUUACCAUGACAAUCAGCUCUCGUGUGACAUCUCUCACGUGGCUGGGGCCGUAUGCAGUGACACGCCCACUCCUCCUAACGUGAGGCUCAGGUUGCUAAGCAACGGAAAUAAACCCGAGGGAAUUUUACAAGUUUAUUUUGCUGAGAAGUGGGGGCGAGUUUGUACCACUAGUGGGUGGAGCUUAACAACUGCCGAUAUUGCUUGUCAUCAUCUGGGGGAAGGUCUGGCUGUUUCAACAAUGGGCGUGUCUACAUCAUCCCAAGACUCCUUCUUUUGGUUGAGUGGUGUUCGUUGCUUUGGUAACGAGACUCGUCUUCAAGAGUGCCAGCAUUUAGGGUGGGGCUACGCUGGAGAGGAAUGUUACGAGGGAAGUACCAGUGUAUGGCUGAACUGUUCUGGAAACUCAAACACACAGACCUCUACUAGCAUACCAACACUAACUGCUACUCCUAGUGCUGGGCCAGUUGAACCAGGCGCUUCAUCUCUUCCAGUACUAGCAGUCAUUAGUCCUACCAUUGCUGCUAUCCUCCUAUUCACUUGCCUUAUAAUUGUCUCCAUCUUGUUCUACAUUAACCAUCGAAAGCAUAAAGGCAGAAUGUACAGGAUCAGCUCACCUGAUGAAGGGAUGGAAGUACAAGAAAGAGGAAUUCCGAAGAAAAGAAAGAAGAAUGUAGUCAUUUCACCAUCUAAAGCAUCACAGCUUCAUCUUCUAAGCUCUGAAGCUAUGAGUCCACCAAUGAGUCCUUCUUAUUCCAAGUCCUCUUCACUUACUAGAUCAGAGCAAAGACUUGAUGUUUCAAUGAUGACCAUAACAUCAGAGCUCAUCAACUCAACAGCUCCCAAUGACUCUACCUCUCCUGAAACCACUGACUACAAUUCCCCACCUUUCUCUCCUACUAGAAUUGAGAGUACCAUGCCACCAUCACCCUCACCCACGCCAGCUAAUAAUGAUAGCAUUACCCUCACACCUCAGCCUAAUUUAAACUCCAGUACUAGAUCUAAUGAGCCUCUAACACUUGAUGCAGCUUUACAUACUGAUUCAUCACUCUCUACCUCAUUCUCUACUUAUGAUAAGCCACCACUGACAUCCUCAUCAUCACUCUCUUCAGGCAGAUAUGCUGAUUUAGAUGUCCUUAGUUCACAGCAUAAUGCUGCUAAGAGAGCCAGUAUGGUGAGCAGCAGUGGUAGUAACAGCAGAGCUCAAUAUGCUACCAUACAAGAAGUAAUGCCAAGGAAGAUAUCAGUCAACACUGAGACUACAACUGUUUAAUUAUCAUCAACCCAGUCAUAAUUUACAGACACUUAUUGCUAUUAUUGUUUAAUUAUAGUUCUGCAUGUAGUUUUGUGUAGUCAGUCACUUUGUGUACUAUUUUAACUUUUUGUAGAAUUAUUCUCAAAUCAUUUUGAUGUUAACUAAUAAAUAAUAUGAAGGGAUUCAUGAUUA
Amphimedon queenslandica is the source of this 7501-nucleotide messenger RNA. Its product is annotated as scavenger receptor cysteine-rich type 1 protein M160-like. NCBI's taxonomy places the organism in Eukaryota, Metazoa, Porifera, Demospongiae, Haplosclerida, Niphatidae. Gene Ontology annotation, cellular component: membrane. The coding region runs from base 647 to 7327 and encodes 2226 amino acids. The record is from RefSeq and is a predicted model, not a curated record. The transcript is spliced from 28 exons.